AUGUUGCUGAAAAAACGUUGGGAUAUCAGCAGAUAUAACGCCCAUCGACACAAGGUGAGUGAAACAUGACCAAACGAUCACGCUUGGGAAAUAUUUCAAAAUUCGUGUCGUGUUUGUGUUCAACUGAGGCCGACAGCUACUGUGUAUGUCUCUAUUAAAAGGUAUCUAGUUAAAAAAAGUUUAAGAGUAAGACAUCAGAGACGUCUCUGUCUCUCUGAUGUCGUAGACGACGAAAGCUCAGACUUUUAGGAAUUUAUUUUAUGUCUUACUCUUAAACUUUUUAACUAGAUACCUUUUAAUAAAGAUAUACACAGUAGCUGUCUGCCUCAUUUGAAUACACGACACGUUAUUACACUGUUACUGAAGGACAACUUCAUACGUUUUACAUUUCUAAAUUCAUUGGAAAACGCUCUAGCUUCGAUUCCCGAAGAGUAAGUUUUGUUUCGACAGGUGGGCAAUCCGGGAAAUAUUCGAGGAAUUAAACCGUAGAAAUGUAAAAUUUCAUUGAAGGGAAUGAAGCAGUCCUCUAUAAAUUUGGUAAACACGUUCUAUUUAGUAAAGGAGCUUUCUUUCGACCAGGCCACUGUGGCCUUCAACAAGUACAAAUGAGCCAGUCCUUGAUCGUUACUCUGGGGACGGUUGUUCGAAAGCCGAGUAACUUAACCCUAGCUUAAUCUAAAAUUCAAAGCAAAUUUCCCAACAGCAUGUUUAUAAAUUUGGAAAUAUUUCUUUAGAAAUCUUGGCAGGACCAGUUUGAGCUUUCUUCUCUGAUGUUUUGAAAUAAACAAAGUGCGGAACUGACAUUAACCUGCUGUUUAAAUUUUAACCGAGGGUUAGCGCUAAUCCAGGUUUGAAGAACCUAGCCUGGUUGGCACUGCUGCUGCUGCGGGACCUAAGCAAUGUUUCCAAAAUAACUAUGAAACUGAUACAUUCUUAGCACCGUUACAGAUCCCAGCUUACUGAAAGAUUUGCGAAAUGAAAUAAAAAUAUUUCCAUAAAAGAAUUGCAUCUCUUCCUAUAGGUAAAUCAUUCUUCCCCGGUAAUUGACAACAAGCCACCGGAAACGUACAUUCACUUGCAUCUGAACCUGAAGAAAAUGCAGGUACGUUUAGUAAAACAUGAUUUAUUGAAUUCAACAUGAAACUGCCCUGUCCUCCUUGCAUAUAAUUACCAAUCGCGCAUGCGUGAAAGUUUGUAAAAACCCGUAUAUACAAGAUGAACAAAGAACAUUAGCAAGAAAAUAUGGAAUUGUCUUGUCUUAUUGCAGAAGUGUGAACUAGGCCCAAAGGGUGUUGAACGGCCAGCAGUGAUAAUAACACCAGAAAACUGAGGAUUGAGAAAGAUUCAACUGCUUGUAAGAUAUAAAUAAAACUUCGACGUUUCGAACGAAGGUCAUUCAAAGAGGGCGCUUCGAAGAACGAAACGUCGAAGAAAAUCUUGUAUUUUUCAGGUGUUAAAUCCUUCUCAAUCCGUAGUUUUCUGUUGAUAUGAAAUGCCUUUCCUGAUUAUUGUUGACUUCCAGGGAUGGAGAAUCCACAAUUGUCAGUUUUAUACAAAUAUCCCGUAAUGAUGUUAGCAUCGUGUUAGGAUCAGGCUUAGUGUAAGGAUUAAGUUAGGAAUUGCAAUAAGGGAAGGGUUUAGUUUAAGGAUAAGAGUUUGCCAGUAGGUGAAAUAAUGAUUUCUAGAAUUUUUGAAACCCACAACCAGCCGACAAUUUCAGAAAAUGAAAAAAAACACAAUGUCAUCUUGAAAUUGAAGAUUUGAAUUAAAACAGAACAUGCUUUUGAAAGUCUAAAUUUUCGACUUUAUUUCAAUGUCAUUUUCAGUCGAACAUUUACAGUUUCAAAACUCGUCUGUUUUAUUAAUUCAAAUCUUCAAUUUCAAGAUGACAUUAUAUUUCGGAAUUUGUUUCCUGUUAUGCUGUGUAUUAUGGUUGAUGGAAAUUGACUCAACCUUUUCUCUAUUAGAAAGAAGAGGAACGCUCCGCGUUAAUUGAUAAAGAGAACCGCUUACUGCUCGAGAAAAUGAGUUCGAUCAUGCGCACUAGAGGUUCUGUAGACAACCGUAAUAGUUAUCUAGCAAGAAGUUUAAACAAGACUUUAAGACAACGAGAACUUCUGCGUGUAACUCACGAAAACCAGGUCAGACAACUACACUUUCUAGUGAUCUACAUCGCCAUCUUGGAUUAUUGUUGAUAUGCAUGUUUCGUCACAAGCAAAUAUUUACCCCGAUAUGCAAUGGUUAUUAUGAGCCCAAAAUUAUACUUCUGUCACUAUUCCAAAAUAAAUUGACUGAGGAAAUUUUAAGGAUCUACUAAUUGUUAUUUGGUCACCUGGGAGUGGUUUUAUAAUCCCGCUUUUGACCAAAACCGCCGUUAAUGAGAUCAAAAAUCCAAGAUGGUGGACAGCUCAUCGUUUUCAGUCAAAAUAUUUCAAGAACUAAGCCAGAUAUGAAAAAUCGGUAAAAGGAUUUUUACAAUUUUUACAUGUAAUUGUUUAACUGUUAAUCAAAUGAGACAAACUUAAUUUUUACUGCGGCAAGCCAUAUCUCUUUGAGCUAUCUUUAUUCUCACUGGAUAAUUCUAUCAGUUCUAGACCUAGAGACCAAUAAAAAUCAUUCCUUAUUGAUCCACUCUUACUACAGGAGGAAGCCCGCAUUAAACUAACUUUAUUUAUACUAGAUAGCUCUAAUUGCUCUACCUAGAGGACCAGUUGGAAUCAUCGUCCCUUAUUCCCAGAGAAAAUCUGCGGCGUUACUGUAGGUUGAGCAAUGCGAGUCGAACCACUCAAACCAGAAGCAAUUUCUUCACAUGCGAAUUAUAUAAUAAGACAACCACAAAUUGUGUUGUUGUGUUCUGUUCUAUGAUUUGUGUCUGAACUACCUAACAAAGAUUAAAAAUACCAUUUAAUGCGAAGCCUUCGUCAGGAGCAGCCUAACUCCUCCGCAGCCCUUUCUAAAAAUGGGGGGGGGGGGAUGCUACGAAAGUUGAUCGAGGGAUGAUGCAACGUAAUCCUUCGAAAUCUCAAAUUUCAGAACAUGCAGGUACAGGGUAUGAUGUAAAUGAAUGCAAUCAAGUUAUCUAUUGAAAGUCCUGUAUUACCCGCGUCUUUCUCAAGCAAAUGCAUUUUGGUUUAGAAUAAAAAUAUGGACUAAUGUGCGGGAAGAUUGAACAUUUUUCAUUCCUAGGCUAUUUUGAAGAGAAUUACGUCGAAAGAACCUCACUACAAUCAUUUGCAGUGGGUAUGUUUCAUAUGUGAUGGUAUAAUUCCUGUAUUGGUUUUUAUUACAUAGUAGAGAGUGAGAUACUGAGAAAUACACAGUGACAUAUUUUCCAUAUCUUCACUAGUGAAGAUAUCGAUCACGUGACUUUUAGUAUUUAUACAAUUUUUUGCUUGGGACUAUAUAAUAAACAGAACAUUACACGGUGGCUUGAAGAUAUGACUUUUAUCUUCUCGUGUUAAAAACAAUAUUUUACAAAACAAUAUUGUUUUCACCACUCGAAGAUAAAAGUCAUAUCUUCGCGCCGCCGUGUAAAUAUACUCUAUAUAUUUAAUCUCGUUUGUCCUUCGCCAAGAUAUGUUUUCAAAUCCGUUUGUUUGUUUGUUUGUUUGUUUGUUUGUUUGUUUGUUUGUUUGUUUGUUUGUUUGUUUGUUUGUUUGUUUGUUUGUUUGUUUGUUUGUUUGUUUGUUUGUUUGUUUGUUUGUUUGUUUGUUUGUUUGUUUGUUUGUUUGUUUGCUUGUUUGUUUAAUUAAUAUGAAAGUUAGUAAAGCUGACUGAUGGCUGCUGGUCAAGACAAAUCGAUCAAAUUAAUUUGGGUGAAAAUUGAACGAGAAAUUCAAUUUUGUGUUUUUCCGGGAUUUGCAAAAGAGCAUGAUAUUGGAAUGAAAUUAGAUUCUGGCGGAGGUUUGUGAGUAGGCCCUCUACUCUCUGGUAUUUACAAUGUACAAUAAACAUUCUAAAUAUUGAUAAUGUUGUUUUGUUCCCUCCAGGAAGAAGAAUGGCAGAUGAAUAUGUUGUACAUGAAUAACAUCUCAAAAUAUCCUCAACAACGACGAGAUUCUUGCCUUGCUCGCCAAUCAACUCAUGGAAGUUUGCAGAAUCGGCAACAAAGCACUAAAUAG
Messenger RNA from Paramuricea clavata, 4121 nucleotides. The record is from the annotation of a GenBank genome assembly. NCBI's taxonomy places the organism in Eukaryota, Metazoa, Cnidaria, Anthozoa, Malacalcyonacea, Plexauridae.